AAUCUUUUUCAAAACAACAAGACAAUGAAAAAAUAAAACAUUCAUUAGAGGAGGAAGGGAAAGUAACUGCAUCAAGAGUAAGCUAAGAGUGUGUAGAAAAGGAUGAAGUUCACCUGCAUGAACAUCAUCAUCUUCAUAGCUUUUCUAUUAUCAACAGCAACACUCACAUUUUCAGCAUCAGAGUCUUCAGAAUCCAACAUCAUUUCACGUUUCCAACAGUUCCUACAAAUCAAAACCAACCAUCCAACCCCAAACUACACACAAUCAUCAGAUUUCCUUACAUCACAAGCCAAAUCCCUCUCACUCCAUUCCCAAACUAUCGAACUUGUUCCAGGAAAACCUUUAGUCCUUCUCAAAUGGACCGGAACCAGCCCAGAGCUUCCUGCCAUCAUGCUCUACUCUCACACUGAUGUUGUCCCUGCGGAACAAGAUAAAUGGGAUCACCCUCCCUUUGAAGCCCAUGUGGAUUCUGAGGGAAGAAUCUAUGCGAGAGGCUCUCAGGAUAUGAAGUGUGUUGGAAUGCAGUAUCUUGAAGCUGUUCGUAAGCUUAAACAAUGGGGGUUUCAACCCAAAAGGACUAUUUAUUUGGCUUUUGCUCCUGAUGAGGAAAUUGGUGGACAUGAUGGUGCUGAGAAGUUUUCUCUUUCUAGGGUUUUUCAGGAUUUGAAUGUUGGUAUAGUGCUUGAUGAAGGGCUUCCUUCUCUGGACGACCAUUACAGGGCAUUCUAUGCAGAGAGGAGUCCGUGGUGGUUGGUGAUCAAGGCUGUUGGGAUUCCUGGGCAUGGAGCCAAGCUUUAUGAUAACUCUGCUAUGGAGAAUCUUUUGAAGAGUAUUGAAAGCAUCCGAAGGUAUCGUGCCUCGCAGUCUGACUUGAUAAAGGCCGGCUUGAAGGCUGUUGGGGAAGUUGUUUCUAUCAACACGGUCUUUUUGAAAUCUGGAACCCCAUCACCAACAGGUUUUGUCAUGAAUUUGCAGCCAUCUGAAGCAGAAGCUGGAUUUGAUAUUAGAGUGCCACCAACUGCGGAUACAGAAUCACUGGAGAGGCGAAUUGCCGAAGAGUGGGCACCUACUUGGCGUAAUAUGUCUUUCAUCUUUAAACAAAAGAUGUAUGGGCGCGAUGCAUCCGGAAAACCAGCCGUCACCAAAACUGACAGUUCCAAUCCUUGGUGGGCAUUGUUAGAAAAUGCUGUUCAAGAGGCUGGCGGGAAACUUGGCAAACCAGAGAUCUUUCCUGCGUCUACAGAUGCACGCUAUUUCCGCAGUCUUGGAUUUCCAGCUAUUGGAUUUUCACCUAUUGCAAACACUCCUGAUCUACUCCAUGACCACAAUGAGUAUCUUCACAAAGAUGAAUAUUUGAAAGGAAUCAAAAUAUAUGAGUCAAUUAUUAAGGCAUAUGCAUCCUAUGAUGAACAUGGAAAAGAUGAAAGGUCCAAAGAUGAGCUAUGAGCAAGGACUGUGGCACUGUGGCUUUGUCUCAGAUGUAACAUGAUUUGAAGUGACUCAAUAAAAAGAAAAUAAAACCACUUAGCUUUAUGUGAAUAUUUUCUUGAAUAAACUGCAUAAUUUUGUAAUGAAAAACUACUUUAUUAUGUUA
Lathyrus oleraceus (garden pea) is the source of this 1594-nucleotide messenger RNA. RefSeq lists its product as uncharacterized. Gene Ontology annotation, molecular function: aminoacylase activity. The coding region runs from base 103 to 1446 and encodes 447 amino acids. Lineage: Eukaryota; Viridiplantae; Streptophyta; Magnoliopsida; Fabales; Fabaceae. The record is from RefSeq and is a predicted model, not a curated record. The transcript has 5 exons. Gene Ontology annotation, biological process: amino acid metabolic process. Gene Ontology annotation, cellular component: cytoplasm.